AUGGUGUCACGUUUAGUGGCCAUAGAUUAUCAGCAACGAUUUUCAACACAAGCAUUCAUAGCCCGAGACACAAAAAGUGAGCCAGAUCUCAUAGUGGUGGCAUUCAGAGGAACAGACCCAUUUGAUGCAGACGGGUGGAGCACAGACGUGGACAUCUCGUGGUUUGAGAUAGAGAAUGUGGGUAAGAUCCAUGCUGGGUUUAUGAAAGCUCUCGGCUUACAAAAAGACCGUGGAUGGCCCAAGGAGAUUCAACGACCCACAAACUCACCUCCGUUUGCUUACUAUUCAAUCAGGCAGAUCUUGAAACGAAUAUUGCAGGAUAAUGACAAGGCCAAGUUUAUAGUCACAGGGCAUAGCUUGGGUGGGUCACUGGCAAUCUUGUUUGUGGCAGUGUUAAUGUUACACGAGGAGGAAUGGUUGCUGGAGAGACUAGAUGGGGUUUACACGUUUGGGCAGCCAAGGGUUGGGGACAAAAAAUUUGGAGAGUUCAUGGAGGAGAAGUUGAGAAAGUACAGUGUGAGAUAUUGCAGGUGUGUGUAUUGUAAUGAUAUAGUGCCGAGAUUACCUUAUGAUGACAAAACCCUGUUUUUCAAGCAUUUUGGGCCUUCCCUCUUUGUUGAUAGUUUCUAUAAUUGCAAGGUGACAUGGCAGGAAGAAAACAAGAACUACUUUUCUUUGUUAUGGGCCAUACCCAAGAGGGUAAACGCAGUUUGGGAGCUCAUAAGGAGCUUCAUCCUUCCGAUUGCUAAGGGUCCAGAUUAUAAGGAAACUUGGUUUUUGAGAGUGAUAAGGGUAAUUGGAUUAGUAACCCCAGGAUUAGCAAAUCAUUGUGCCCAAGAUUAUGUGAAUGCUACCCGCUUAGGGUCUUUCUAA
Messenger RNA from Carica papaya (papaya), 873 nucleotides. NCBI's taxonomy places the organism in Eukaryota, Viridiplantae, Streptophyta, Magnoliopsida, Brassicales, Caricaceae. The record is from RefSeq and is a predicted model, not a curated record.